GCGGCCGGACGCGGAGAAUCUGCUCGCCGCAUCUCCAAAAGUUGCCAAUCGCGCAGCAACACCGCCAACCACACCCCCAGCGCCCACACACCCACAAUGAUCUGCCGAACCUGUCUGCGGGCCUCCCGCACCCUUGCCCCGUCGUCGCGGCGCUCGCUCUCCUCCACCGCAGCCCUCGCAAACGCAACACCCAUCUCCGCCGCCGCGACACCAACACCACGCCAGGGCUCUCCCACAUCGCCCGCCCCGCCCGCCGCAACAUCAACACUCGCCGCGCAGCCCUUCAGCGCGCCGCUGACCCCCGCGCCGGGCGCCGCGAUCAAACAGCAGGCCGCCAAGGCCGCGGGCAAGAAACCCACGCCGCUUGUCAAGAGCUCUGUGCCCGCAGGCACCGCGCUCAAGGGCCUGAACUUCGAGAAGAACAAGCAGGACCCGAUUGCGCUGGCGGACGACGAGUAUCCCGCGUGGCUGUGGACGAUUCUGCAGCGCAAGGAGGACAAGAGCGACAUCAGCGCCGCAGGCGACUUGUUCUCGAAAUCUAAGAAACAGCGUCGUCUUGCUGCGAAGCGCCUCCGCAAGGAACAGGCCAUGAACCCCGAACUCCUCACGCCCAAGAUCCCGCUGUACGAGCAGACAAUCGAUCUGCCCACGGGCGACGGCAGCCUCGAGGGCGCGGUGCAGGCGGCGGGUGCGCGAGGCGAGCUGACAAAGUCGAUGAGGAACAAGAGGAGGGCGGACAUCAAGGAGACUAAUUUCCUGAAGACUAUGGGCUAGAGCGGUUAUUGAGUGCGGCGCUGGCAUGCGAGUGGGCAUGUGUAUAUCACGAAUCAAGAGAGGGUGUUGUAUUAUACACUUGUAGGAGCAGGUUGCAUAGCAUACGGGACUCCGAAAGGCAGAGCGGGGUUUGUACAAGUAGAAUGUGUGAAGUAGUCGAACAUUGGACUUUCAUCACUGUCCUACUCCCCUUUUCAAAAAAAAGCGAUCCAGAACCUCUCCCCAACGACAAUUUCCAAACUCUCCAAGGCGUCCAGGCAAGUAGCAUACCCACACAUCUUCAACCCACCACGCGCUCACAGCCAAACCCCCCUCACCCAUCCA
This is a messenger RNA of Boeremia exigua, 1098 nucleotides long. Its product is annotated as mitochondrial ribosomal protein L37-domain-containing protein. Gene Ontology annotation, molecular function: structural constituent of ribosome. Lineage: Eukaryota; Fungi; Ascomycota; Dothideomycetes; Pleosporales; Didymellaceae. Gene Ontology annotation, cellular component: mitochondrial large ribosomal subunit. The record is from RefSeq and is a predicted model, not a curated record. The coding region runs from base 97 to 774 and encodes 225 amino acids. The transcript has 2 exons.